Molecule: messenger RNA, 2862 nt
Organism: Dendrobium catenatum
Lineage: Eukaryota; Viridiplantae; Streptophyta; Magnoliopsida; Asparagales; Orchidaceae
Product: putative vacuolar protein sorting-associated protein 13A
Exons: 18
Coding region: 1-2847 (948 amino acids)
Source: RefSeq, a predicted model, not a curated record
AUGCUUGACUGGGAAGUCAUCAGAGUAGAAAGUGCUAGAGAUGAAGGUUUGGGAAAGAUCAGGUCAGAUUUACUGAAGGAACUGGGUAGCCACCCGAGGUACUUAUUGGAGGGAGACAAACUGCUAUAUCAGGGGAAAUUUGUGAUGCCCUGGACUUCGAUCUACAUCCCAAACUUACUCCAGGAGUUUCAUGGAAGCGCGGUGGGGGGCCAUUCAAGUGUACAGAAGACACACAGGAGGAGGAUUACUAUAGCCGUUAGCUCUACCGGGUAUAGUGUGGGAGGAGAUAUCUAUGAAUUUCAUAGACGGGUUGCCCCACUUAGAGGGGUUCACGGUGAUCUUAGUGGUGGUGGACAGGUUGAGCAAGAAGUGCUGAAGAAGAUUGGGGCUGUAGCAUAUCGACUGAAAUUACCACCAGCGGCGACUAUACAUCCAAUUUUUCAUGUCUCACAGUUGAGGAAGGCCAUUGGUGACUACACAGCCAACCCCGAGCUACCAGGGACACUUACUGAGGAUUUAGAGAUGGUUCUAGAACCCAUAGAGCUGGAGGGGAUUUGCCAGAGUGAAGAUGGAACUAAUAUUGAUGUGCUGCCAGUUCCUGAACCGGCCCAAGGGCCGAUUCGGGUUUUAAGAGGCGGACAUGUUCCGCCUCCCUUGGGUUUGACUGGCCACAUGUCCUUUCGACUGCUACGACUGGCUGUGUAUCAUGAUAAUGACAGUGUUUCUUGGAACCCUGGAAAGAGCUGGGAAGAUUUGAAUCCUGCAGAUUGGAGUGAGAUUUUCCAAGAUGGAAUUGGUGAGCUUGAUGGCGACAAAACUGUGUCUUUAUGGGCAAAGGAUCGGAGAUACUUGGUAUCCCCUAUAAAUGGUGUUCUUAAAUACCAUCGUCUUGGAAAGCAAGAAAGGCAGAACCCCCAAAUUCCUUUUGAGAAAGCCUCACUUUCCCUCACUGAUGUUUCUUUGACUGUUUCUGAGGCUCAGUAUUAUGAUGGCAUAAAAUUACUUGAAGCAGUUUCUACAUAUAAGACACGUGUUGAGGUUUCUCAUUUGAGACCUGUAGUGUCAAUUUUUGAAGAUCCUCAUGCAUGGUGGCGCUAUGCAAUGCUGGCUAGCAUGCAGCAAAAGAAACUUUGUUAUUGGUUAUCCUGGGAGAGGAUCAAGCAUCUUUGUCAACUUCGUCGUUGCUAUGUUCAGAUUUAUGCUUCUUCUUUGCAACAAACAACUAACACACAUGUUUCUUCCUUGCGGCAGAUUGAGAGAAUUCUGGAUUCAAAAGUUAUAUUACUUUGGAGGUUGCUGGCGCAUGCUAAGCUCGAGUCAGUGAAAUCAAAGGAGUCAUCUCAGCAGAAAAGCGCCAUGAAAAGAAGCUGGUGGUCUUUUGGAUGGAGCACAUCCUCCGGGGAUUCUUCUGCUGAAAAUAACUCUUCGGAAUCACAGUUGGUUGAAGAGGAAAUGUUGAUCAGGGAAGAGUGGAAGGCAAUUAACAAAUUGUUGAGUUACCAGCCAGAUGAGGGUACCUUUUCACCUAGAGGGAAGGACAUACAAAAUAUGAUACAAGUCCUGGUUGAUGUAUCAAUAGCCAAAGCUGCUGCUCGCAUUAUCAGUAUCAAUCAUACUGAAAUUGUUUGUGGUAGUUUUGAACAGCUUAAUCUCACAACCAAGAUGUAUCAUAGAAGUAUCCACUGUGACGUGUCAUUGAAAUGCUAUGGCUUGUCUUCACCUGAAGGUCAACUUUCACAGAGUGUUAGCAGUGAGAGAAAGAAAAAUGCAUUGGAGGCCAGCUUUGUUCAUGCUCCUGUUGGGGAGGAUGUUGAUUGGCGUCUUUCAGCUGCCAUUGCUCCAUGUUAUGUUACUAUCUUAAUGGAGAGCUAUGUUCGUUUUAUGGAAUUUGUUAAAAGGAGCAAUGCCAUAAGCCCGACUGUCACGAUGGAAACUGCUACUGCUUUGCAGAUGAAGAUAGAACAAGUGACCCGGAAAGCUCAGGAACAACUUCAAAUGGUAUUAGAGGAGAAGAGCAGGUUUUCACUUGAUGUUGAUUUUGAUGCUCCAAAAGUCAGAAUUCCAAUGAGAUCCUGCCAAUCUUCAGCUUGGAGCAGCCAGUUUCUUCUGGAUUUUGGUCAUUUUACGUUGCAUACUAGGGAAGGUCAACUUGAUGACCACCAGCAAAGUCUUUACUCUCGUUUUUAUAUAUCUGGACGGGAUAUGUCUGCUAUCUUUAUAGAUGGCGACUACAGUGAGAACUGCAUGGUUACUGUUGCACUUGAUAGCCGGAUGUCUCCACUGGAAAAACAAGAUAAUGAUAGCCAGUUCUAUUCUCUUCUUGAUCGGUGUGGGAUGUCAGUUAUAGUUGAUUUGAUUAAAAUACCCCAUGCAAGAUACCCAUCCACGAGGAUUUCUGUACAAGUGCCAAACCUUGGUAUACAUUUUUCACCAGAAAGAUAUAGCAGGAUUUUGAGAUUACUUAAUAUAUUCUAUGGCCCGACUGAAAACAUCAAUGAGAUUAGCAGCGGGCAUCUCCAAACUGGUGCUGCGCCUUGGCUGCCGGCAGAUCUAGCAACCGAUGCUAGAAUUUUAGUCUGGAAGGGUUUUGGUCAUUCAUUGGCUGAGUGGAAGCCAUGUUAUAUUGUAUUAUCGGGUCUGUACCUAUAUGUGUUGGAGACACAAUAUUCUCAGACAUACCAACGAUGUUGCAGUGUGUCUGGUCGGCAGGUACAUGAAGUUUCUCCAUCAACUAUUGGUGGUUUGCCAUUUGUUAUAGCUGUAAGCUCAAGAGGCAUGGAUAUUCAAAAGGUAUGCAGGCCCACUUUUCUUAUGUUGAGCACAUUGUUAUUUCAUGCUUUAUGUUGAACGGUUGUCUGAAAA